CGUGGAACAACAUAUCAUAUGGUUUAAGCAGCGGAACCACCAGUUGGAGAACUAUUUACAUUGAUGGUUUUGUUUGAAGUAUUUAAAAAUUAAAAAUAAAUAAAUUUGAAACAUGGGUCGCGCUGAAGUUGGUACGCCCAAAUACCUGGCCAACAAGAUGAAGGCCAAGGGCUUGCAGAAGCUGCGCUGGUACUGUCAGAUGUGUGAGAAACAAUGCCGUGACGAAAAUGGCUUCAAAUGCCAUACAAUGAGCGAAUCGCAUCAGCGCCAGCUGCUUCUCUUCGCGGAUUCGCCCGGCAAGUUUCUGCAUAACUUUUCGAAAGAGUUCUCCGACGGGUAUAUGGAAUUAUUGCGUCGUCGCUUUGGCACUAAGCGUACAAACGCUAAUAAAAUAUAUCAGGAAUACAUUGCGCACAAGGAGCACAUUCACAUGAAUGCCACCCGCUGGCUGACGCUCUCUGACUAUGUCAAGUGGCUGGGACGCACUGGCCAAGUGGUGGCCGAUGAAACGGAAAAGGGAUGGUUUGUUACUUACAUUGAUCGAAGCCCGGAGGCUAUGGAACGCCAAGCAAAGGCCGAACGCAAAGAGAAAAUGGAGAAGGAUGACGAGGAGCGCAUGACAGAAUUCAUUGAGAAGCAAAUUAAGAAGGCAAAGUCCAAGGACGGCGAGGAGGAUGAAACGCAAGAGAAGUAUACCGAACUAAAACGUGAAGAGGAGCAGCCGCUGAAACUCGACAUACGAUUGGAGAAAAAGUUUCAGCCUGAGUCGAUAUUGGGCAAAUCAGCGUUGCUUACAAAACGGACAGCCAACGAAUCAGAUGAGAAGGUCUUUAAGAAACCCAAGCCAGUGCCAAUGGAGUCUAGCAGAUCAGCGCUAGAUGAGAUCAUAAAACAGGAGGAAAAGAAGAAGGAGCGUGCAAAUCGCAAGGAUUACUGGCUUCACCCGAAUAUAGUAGUUAAAUUCAUCUCUAGCUCCAUGGGCGAAAAGUUCUACAAACAAAAGGCUGUGGUCCAGGAAGUUAUAGAUAAAUACCGGGCAAAAAUUAAGUUCUUGGACAGCGGAGAAAAGUGUAAAGUUGAUCAGGCUCAUCUGGAGACCGUGAUACCCGCCUUGGACAAGGAAGUGCUCGUGGUGAAUGGCGCCUACAGAGGCUCCGAAGCUUUGCUCAAAAGGCUAAAUGAAAGCAAAUAUUGCGUUACCAUUGAGAUACUGCACGGCCCACUAAAGGGGCGAAUCGUGGAGAACGUGCAGUACGAAGAUAUUUGUAAAAUACAUGGCACGUAGUCUUGAAAUGAUUAAGUUAAUUUGUUAAGUUAAGAUUUAAGUUUGUAUACGCACAAUUGAAUGUUCAUUUAAUGUAAGAAAUGUGGAAUGUUUUGAUGUCCAUUUUGCGGCUUCA
This is a messenger RNA of Drosophila hydei, 1400 nucleotides long. RefSeq names its product DNA/RNA-binding protein KIN17 (gene kin17). Gene Ontology annotation, cellular component: nucleus. NCBI's taxonomy places the organism in Eukaryota, Metazoa, Arthropoda, Insecta, Diptera, Drosophilidae. The record is from RefSeq and is a predicted model, not a curated record. Gene Ontology annotation, molecular function: double-stranded DNA binding. The coding region runs from base 113 to 1285 and encodes 390 amino acids. Gene Ontology annotation, biological process: DNA replication; DNA damage response. The transcript is spliced from 2 exons.